Molecule: messenger RNA, 1548 nt
Organism: Pecten maximus
Lineage: Eukaryota; Metazoa; Mollusca; Bivalvia; Pectinida; Pectinidae
Exons: 2
Coding region: 512-1474 (320 amino acids)
Molecular function (GO): protein binding
Source: RefSeq, a predicted model, not a curated record
GUUAACCGUAUCUGUCCAAUAAGUUACCCGUAUCUAUCCAAUAAGGUAUCUGUAACCGUCCAACAAGUUACCCGUAACUUUCCAAUAAGGUACUGCAACCGUCAAAUAAGUUAUCCGUAACUGUCAAAUAAUGUGUUACCGUCCAAUAAGUUACCCGUAUCUGUCCAAUAAAUUAUUCUUGAUAUAGAAUCUAGUAGUUUUAAUACUCAUUGCUGUUGGCCCGGAAGGAAGUGCACGAUGGAUCUUACACGUCAUUGUGAUUUGACUGCUUUUGAAAGAGUCAAUGCCACUUUUUAUCCGACGGGCGUUAAUUAUUCCAUCCCAUGGUACUCUUGCUUGCUAAUACAUUUUGUCACACACGUUGUUUCACUCUACAGAGCGAUCUGGAGACCUAUAAUCAACUACUAGUUAUUAUAUUUUUGUCUGUCUUCAUUGUUGUCUAUUCCGUAAGUAGUACACGUUAACCUGAUAGUACUGAUAAGCUUGCCACCUUGUAAAGACAUUAAUCAAUAUGGCGUCAAAGUACCUAGUGUUUCUAUUGCUGUUGGUACAAGUAGUUGGUACACUAGCUGUCCCGGAUAAUGAGGAUUCCAUCGAAAUGCGAUUUCGAAAAAUGGAGAGAGACUUUUCUCUGUCCAUAAAAACUCUUAAAUCCGAGCUGAAAGACACUCAAGACAAACUGAGAUACGCUCAGGCGGAAAUUGAGUGGACGAAGUCGACAGUGAAAGCUGUGAACUUAGAGUUGUUAGCCACUCGAACCGAUCUAAAGGAGACUCGCAUUGGACUACAACAGACGCAGACAGAAUUGCAGAAGACUCGGGCAGAACUGUUCGCCACAAAGUCGGAAUUUGUUAAAACACAUUCUAUGACUGAGAAAAACAGUGCUGAAGACGGAAAAGAUAUUCCAGGAUAUGAAUCACAUAGAAUCAGUGAACAUGGCAAGCAACACACUGCUUCAAAUUCUCCUGAACGUUUAUCCUUGGCACCUGAACCGCAGUCAACUUGGCGUCGUAUAGCUAAACAACCGAAUAGUUUGGCGACACGAGGUCGCCGUGUGUCAGACGUGAACAUGAAGAAAGCAUUUUCCGCCCAGACGUCCCAUCAUGAAAACUCGCUUGUAACUCAUCAGACAGUCCUCUUUCCUCACGUCAUCCUUAACGAAGGGUCAGCCUACGACAACCUGACGGGAGUGUUUACCUGUCCGGAGGCCGGCAUCUAUCACUUCUCGGUCACUAUCAUGGUAUUUCGCAACGACGAAAUUGAAACAGAACUGGUUGUCAAUGGUAACCAGGUAAUGUUUAACUAUGCCGGCGGGAACCAGCGACACAACCAGGGAACUAACGCAGUCUUAUUACAUUUGGAUAUCGGAGAUCGGGUUUGGGUUCGAAUACUGGAGAACCCGGUUGUGAACCCGGAUGGUGCCAUGCGUAUCCAUGGAUAUGGUUGGUCAACGUUCACAGGCUUUAUGAUAUAAUGUUCGUUAAAUCGUACUUUGGAAUGAUUUUGUGAGAUCACACAAAAUAAAUGACAUUUUUAUGUUUUAUCUUU